Molecule: messenger RNA, 1032 nt
Organism: Manis javanica (Malayan pangolin)
Lineage: Eukaryota; Metazoa; Chordata; Mammalia; Pholidota; Manidae
Product: vomeronasal type-1 receptor 1-like
Biological process (GO): G protein-coupled receptor signaling pathway
Cellular component (GO): membrane
Molecular function (GO): pheromone receptor activity
Source: RefSeq, a predicted model, not a curated record
AUGCUCAAAAUAAAAUCAAUAUCUUCUAGGUAUGAAAGACAUGGAUAUGCCACCUUGGAAAUGGGGAUUAUCUUCUUCGUUCAGACUGGAGUGGGGAUCCUGGGAAACUCCUCCCUCCUUUUUCUCUAUAACUUCUCUUUGCUCACUGGAUACAAGUUGAGACCCACAGAUCAGAUUGUCAGCCAACUGGUCUUAGCCAAUAACUUGGUCCUUUUCUCCAGAGGGAUCCCACAGACCAUGGCAGCUUUCGGAUGGAAAUCUCUCCUAGAUGAUGCUGGAUGUAAACUUGUCUUCUAUUUACACAGAGUAGCCAGAGGAGUCUCUCUUGGCACCACCUGCCUUCUAAGUGGCUUCCAGGCCUUCAAGUUUUUCCCCAGAACCUCUUGGUGGUUGGACUUCAGAAACAGAUCCCCCAAAUACAUUGGCUUCUGUAGUUUCCUUUUAUGGAUCCUACAACUCUUGGUAAAUAUCCACAUUCUUAGGAAAGUUACUGGACCAAGGAGCAGCAAAAAUGCAAGUAUAAAAACGAACUAUGGAUACUGUUCCUCACACAAUCCAGAUAUAUUCAUCAGCUUUUUCCAUGCAGUCCUGUUGCCUUCCAUUGAUCUUCUGUGUUUAGCCUUCAUACUGUGGACCAGCGGGUCCGUGGUGCUUCUCCUGCACAGGCACAAGCGGCGCGUCCAAUACCUUCACAGCCACAGCCUUUCCCCAAGACCUUCCCACGAGGCCAGAGCCACUCUCACCAUUCUGAUCCUGGUGAGCUCCUUUGUCUUAUUUUAUUGUCUCUCUUCCAUUUUGACUCUGUGUGUUACUGUGACCGUGAACCCGAGGCAGUGGCUCACGGACACCGCUGUGCUAAUAGCUUCAUGUUUCCCAGCCUUCAGCCCCUUUGUGCUCAUCAGCAGUGAUGCCCGUAUCUCUCUGCUCUUUAAUUUCUGCACCAGAAAAUGUUAUUUUCCUAAUCUUAUUCAACAACUGUAAGCCUUCUCAUUUCGGCAGUUGAACCAAUUUUUAAUUUAUGUUAAAAAAAAA